AAACUUCCGCAACUGAAACGAGUUAAAAGUUCAAAAACGGGCACAACUAAUGCGAACCUCGCUGCAGAGUUAUCCUACAGUUUUGGAAUUCACAUUGCGGCCAUACACAUCAUCACUAGCGCAGUCCUCAUCCUCGGUGCCACAAGGGAAAAGGACAUGCUUUAUGUUCCCUGUCCGAUGUUCUUGAUGGGUACUCGUGCAUUGGCCAUGGGCGAUGUGUAUAUCGUUAUGUGUUUCGCAGCGCCAAUGAUAGGCUGCCUUGGAAGGUCGAUAAAUGCGGGGCAGAAGGCCUUUCGAAGGAUGAUCAAGGAUGUGCUUCCACCGACGUAUCCCGACAUGCAAAUCAAAAGUAUUUUUGUAAAUCCCAUAUGAUGCAUUUGCAAUGGGAUUUGGUUUGUGCCUAUCGUGAGUUUAUUAAAAACACGUAAACAUCUA
Messenger RNA from Drosophila teissieri, 435 nucleotides. RefSeq lists its product as uncharacterized. The annotation marks the transcript as partial. Lineage: Eukaryota; Metazoa; Arthropoda; Insecta; Diptera; Drosophilidae. The transcript is spliced from 3 exons. The record is from RefSeq and is a predicted model, not a curated record.